This is a messenger RNA of Ostreococcus lucimarinus CCE9901, 390 nucleotides long. RefSeq lists its product with no specific name. The annotation marks the transcript as partial. NCBI's taxonomy places the organism in Eukaryota, Viridiplantae, Chlorophyta, Mamiellophyceae, Mamiellales, Bathycoccaceae. The transcript has a single exon. The record is from RefSeq and is a predicted model, not a curated record. Gene Ontology annotation, molecular function: oxidoreductase activity, acting on the CH-OH group of donors, NAD or NADP as acceptor; NAD binding.
GUGAUCUUGGGCCAGUCGCCGUCUCUGACGUUGCAACGUCGCAGAGCGAAGAUGGCUACCACUCGAUCGAUCUUGCAAACAACGCGCGCCAGAUUCGUCGGUCUGGGCCGACUCGGACUAUGUACGGCUCUCAAGUGUGAACAAGCUGAUUGGGAUAUCGUUGGUUCGGAUGUCUUUCCGGCGCACGUGGACAGCAUCAACGAAAUCACGCUUCGUUUGACUGAGCCAAGAGUCGAGGAAGCGCUUCGAUCGAGCAAACAUCUGCGCGCAACUUUAAAGCUGCGUGAAGUGAUCGAUCGCGUCGAUAUGGUCUUCAUCCUCGUCGCCACGCCCACUGACUCUGGAGAUCAAGCGUACGACACAAGCGCGCUCAGUCGGUUUUUUGAGUGA